AUGCCUGCAGCUUACCAGCACCCGGCGCCGCAGUAUCCGCGUCUGUCGGCCGAGGAGGCCGCAAGUCGUGCGGAAGAUCACGGACGGAAAGUGCACGAGUUGCGCUGGCUUUACCUGGAUAGUGUCGGUCAGGAGUUUGGACCUCUCCCAGCUGAUACAAUGCAAGAGUGGCUGACGAUGGGCCGCUUUCCCGUGGGGCUGGACCUUCGUGUUCGAUUGCCCGAGUGGGACCAGCACCUCCCGUUGCGCAAGAUAUACCCGGAUCUUUCAGCAGCCUUUCGACUGCCCCCAGCCUGGCCGCAGGUUUGCCAAGAUGGCAAGUCCAUGGGCUUUGGCAGUCCAGAAGUGGAGGAGCUUCGGACAUCUAUACGUGAGUCUGGACGCCUGAGUGGGCCAUUUCACAAUUGUGUGUCAAGCAGCUCCUCGGCGGUGCAAAGUGCACCAGCUGCUAUCCCGUCCGUCGCCAGCUCCUCCGUUUCCUUUGCCCCUUCUGCCGAGGCGGUUAGCGGUGCUGCGGGUGCAAAGGUGAGCCGGCCGGAGAGAAACAAGAUCCCGACAGCUGAGCAAGCGAGGGAUCCGGCGAAUAUGAAGCUCCCGGACCCGCUGCCAGCACCACUGCGCGAGUCAAUCAUUAUUGACAGGGAUGAACUACCACCACUUCCGAAGGCCCAGUCGGUGCUGGAAAGGCUGCUGCAACCGGAGAAGCAAGAGGCUUUGCGGCUGGCUUGCCAGAUGAACGGCCAGACGAAGGACACCGGCAGACUUUUCCUUGAAAAGGUUGCCAGAGGCACGUCUCACAAGGUCAAUGGAACCAAUGGGACCCACGGGACCAAUGGGACCAAUGGCAAGGUGGAGGCCGACCGGCUUGCCCAGACCAACGGAAAUGGAACAGUCGUUGCACUGCUUCAGGAGUAG
Symbiodinium natans is the source of this 915-nucleotide messenger RNA. The record is from the annotation of a GenBank genome assembly. NCBI's taxonomy places the organism in Eukaryota, Dinophyceae, Suessiales, Symbiodiniaceae.